Molecule: messenger RNA, 1446 nt
Organism: Metarhizium album ARSEF 1941
Lineage: Eukaryota; Fungi; Ascomycota; Sordariomycetes; Hypocreales; Clavicipitaceae
Product: WD40/YVTN repeat-like-containing domain protein
Exons: 4
Coding region: 1-1446 (481 amino acids)
Cellular component (GO): Cul4-RING E3 ubiquitin ligase complex
Molecular function (GO): protein binding
Source: RefSeq, a predicted model, not a curated record
AUGUCGGACGCAGAGGACGGCGUGCUGAUCUGGUAUACAGACGCCGCCAAGAAGAAGUACUUCAAGGUGGCGAGCGCAUCGACGGCCUCGUCAACUUCGUACUCCUUUGAGGCCGUGAAGCGGCGCAAAAUCGAGGACGUGUGUCGGCAGGAGGCUGGUCUCCGGGCUGAGCUGGUAAAGGGACACAUCAAACGACAUGGAUUGCGCAAGGACAUAGUCUCUGGGGGCUUGCUGAGCCGGGAAGUAGAGCGUGCUGGCGUGGCGGAGGACGGGCGAGGCCGGACGUUGGAUGAAGAUAUUGGCGCCGCGGCGUGGGCGGGUGGCUUGCAGAGCAAAGGGCGCGUUCCGUUUAUGCCGAGUUUCGGCUGGGGCAGGGAGGUGAAUAUGAGUUGCUUCUGGAUUGGGGGUGCGGGAGUCGCGUAUGCGACUUUGGACGAGGAGUCACUGCUGGGGACGUACAUCUCUACGAAUGACAAUGACGUAUUGACGUUUGGGACGGAUCCGGUGACGCGUGAAGUGCGCCGCGGCCCCCAGUUUCGAGCCGAGUUGAUACGGUGUCCGCAGAUGUCAUCCAUCAAGUACCAUGAACCGACGCACAAGAUGUUGCUGACGUCGCGGGAGCCGGACCACAGCUGUGGACUGUACUUGUUCUCGCCGCUUGUCUCGGAGGAGCCCGGGACGAGGGGCCAGUGGAUGUUGGGAGAAGCCGACCACUACCAGCGCCUCACCAUCCACCGCCGCAUCCGCGACGAAUGGGUCGUCCACCAGAGCACGCCGGCGCUCCCGUCGUCCAACCUCCUCUGCGUGAUGGGCACCAACGUCGGGGUCGUGCUCGUCCACUCCAACGACUCCAUGUCCUGGGCGGCGCCAGCCCAACCGGCCAAGGGCACGCAGCAGCCGCAGGAGAUCUUCGACCAGGACUUCCAGCACUCCAACCACAACGUGCUCCUGGCGGGCGGGCGACAGCCACGCCUCUGGACGACGGACCUGCGCACCCCCGUGACGGAGUGGUCCUGCGCCCGCCAGCCCAGCUCCAUAGCGCACUUGCGAAGCGUCAACGAGCAUCACGUCCUGACGGCCGGGCUGCAGGACAAGAUGGGCCUGUACGACAUGCGGUUCCUCAAGAAGGGGCCCAACGGGACGACGCCGCUCCUCUCCUUCCCGGGGUACAAGAACGCCGCGCACUUGCACACGGGCUGGGACGUGAGCGCCGAGCUAGGCGUCGUGGCGGCGGCGCAGGACGACGGCACAGUCAAGCUGUUCUCGUUGAGGUCGGGCAGGGCGCUAGAGAGCAGGGCGCUGGCUGCCGUAGGCACAGAUACUCCCGUCCGGGCCUUGACGUUUCGUGGCAUGGCGAGCGACAGGCUCCCGAGUUUGUGGAUCGGCCAGGGGCAAACGUUGAGGAAGUUUUCCUUUGGCGUGAGGGCCUUUGAGGACCAGGCUUGA